GUAACUUCCGAACAAAAAAAAAAUUGGUGUUGUCGUCUUCCCAGGCCUUCUUUUGAACAAAUUUGAAGAAGAAGAAGUAGAACCGAGUACCAACAGCUCAGCAGCAACUGUUCCAUCCUCUCUCUCUCUAUAUAUAUGUAUAUAUAUAUAUAUCUGAUACUAUUUCAUAUUACAUAUUGAUAAGGUAAAUUUUCCAAGGAAAAUAUCUUUCAAUGCUUCUGAAUCUCUUUAUCUUCGAAUCACAUUUCAUUUUCUCUCAACCCAAAAAGGAAAAAAAAAAAAGUCGUUAAUUGCUGUUAGGUCACGGUUCAAGUGGGCUUUCCAAUCUGUGUCCAAAUUUCAAUUCUUGCCCCAAGUAACUUCCACCUUUUUCCUGUAGAUUUAGCUUUUGUUUUCCCUUUAGCUUUUCUUUUUGUUUACCUUUUCUCUAAUUUUCUCUUGAGCUUAUAGUAUUGUUUUAAGGGUUAAGUUUAAGAUCUGAAGUUGUAAGAUUUUGAAAUUUGAUAUCAAGUUCUAGUUUGAGAUCUAACUUUUUCUUUAGCAUCAUUAACAACCAGUCAUUUAUGUUUUUCUUUUAAUGUGAUAUUUAUUUUCUUCAUUAAUAGAUAAAAGUUGGGUCAGCCUUUACCAGGUAAGUUUAAAGCUUCCAGAUUCAGAGGCCUUUUUUCUAGAAUCAAAAUUUUCUAUAUUCUUGGUUGUUGCUGGUGAUGGAUCUAUAGCAAUAUGUCUUCAAAAAGCUGAGAAGGGCUCUGUAUUGGUGCUGUUGUUGCUUGUCUCGACUCGAAUUCAUACCAUCUUCAACAUUUUGGAAAGGGUUUGUCCAGUUUGAUUUGAGGGUUUCUAUCUGUGCAUAGCUAGCAAAAUUCAACUUUUUGGUCUGGUGGAGGCUUUUGCUGAGAUUCUGGUGGUGGUCAGAUAGUUGGAUAUGAAUAUAUGAUGAUUGUGAUGAUUGUAUAUCAUUAUUGUUACUGAGUUUCAUUUAUAGUUCAAAGGUCAUUGUCUUUCACAAGACAUUUUUAGCCAUUCUUGUUGUCUGCUAUUGCACAAACGUCUGGCAUUCUAGAUCAAGGAAAAGGGGUUCUAUUUUGACAUGGUAGGGGUUUGAAUUCCAGCUUCCCAUAGACUCCGCUAUACUUUUUCUCGCCGAGGCGGAGUGGCUCUUAGGCUCUUCUGUGGAGGAUGAUUGAUCAGUUCAUCAAUUUUGUCAUUCGGCCGCCCAGGGCGGAAUAUAACCCGGAUCAGUAUUUAUGGGAAAAAGAUUUUAGUCUUGCAGGCAGAAAAUACAAAAGACAAGACCUGGAGCUUAGAAAUGGAAGAGGCCACAUGUUGCAGUGUAGUCAUUAUGUGCCUUCGCCUUUCCCAGAAAACACUCCUCUUCCUUGUGUUAUAUACUGCCAUGGAAACAGUGGAUGUAGGGCAGAUGCAAAUGAGGCUGCUGUAAUUCUUCUUCCAUCAAACAUUACUGUGUUCACUCUUGAUUUUUCGGGGUCAGGCUUAUCCGAUGGUGAUUAUGUCAGCCUUGGUUGGCAUGAGAAAGAAGAUCUCAAGGUUGUGGUGUCUUAUCUGAGAAGCAACGAACAAAUAUCACGUGUGGGUCUUUGGGGACGGUCAAUGGGUGCAGUAACUGGCCUUCUUUAUGGAGCAGAAGACCCAUCCAUAGCUGGAAUGGUGUUGGAUAGUGCCUUCUCAAACUUAUUUGAUCUAAUGAUGGAACUUGUGGAUGUGUACAAAAUCAGGCUUCCCAAAUUUACUGUUAAGGUGGCAGUACAAUACAUGCGACGGAUAAUCCAAAGGAAGGCCAAAUUUGACAUUAUGAACCUUAAUUGUAUAAAGGCUGCACCCAAAACAUUUAUUCCUGCUUUAUUUGGACAUGCUAAGGAUGACAAGUUUAUUCAACCCCGUCACUCUGAUCUCAUCUUUAAUUCCUAUGCGGGGGAUAAAAAUAUAAUAAAAUUUGAUGGUGAUCACAACUCCUCUCGACCACAGUUCUAUUAUGAUUCAGUAUCAAUUUUCUUCUACAACAUCCUUCACCCUCCUCGAGUUUCUCCUGCUUAUUCAAGUAAGCUUGAGAAAUAUUAUGAUUUGGGGGACCUGAAGGUUGGUGCUGGUAUAGAUGAGAGUCUAUUAUAUGAGAUAAUCACUGGUCUUCGAACUGUGGGUACCGAUGCUGCAAGCUCAUCAUCUGCACCACCUAGUACUUUGAACACAAAAUCUGUCAGUGAAUUUCUUUCUGAUAUUCCUCCAGUUACAAGUGAAUCCUUAAUCAAUGAAGAUAAUAUACUAAAUGAUGAUGACCCGUCACAACUACAGGAUAAGCCAAUUGGCCCAAAUGAGGAAUGUUGCUCGUAUACAAGCUCAAAUAGAGAGAGUUGGGGAAGAUGCUCGUCUUUGGGUAGUUAUGACGAACCUUCUGCAAAUUGCACAACUGCGAACAACAGCGAUCAGAUGAUAGCGGUGCUUGCAACCCCUCUUCGAGGUAUCCAACAGAAACCACCAGACUCACCAAAAGAGGGAAAGAAGAAAAAAGCUCCGACAGUUGCAAAGAAGACCAAACGCGAGAAAUUUGAAAAACUAGAGGCCCUAAGCCAACGGCUGCGCCAUUGCAUUCUGAAGCGAGUUAAUCAUAGGAGACAUCGCUCCUCAUGAUACCUAAAUGUAUUUUAGAAAAGAUAGGUGGUUUGUAACUGUAGCUGUUCCCCUCAAUUUAUUUUGUAAAUUUUUCAUCUCUCCUUGUAUCAUUUUCUCCAAAUGUACAACCAUGAGUUCUGAUCAAAAUUCAGGAUACCAUUUUAACUUUUGCA
Molecule: messenger RNA, 2801 nt
Organism: Cornus florida
Lineage: Eukaryota; Viridiplantae; Streptophyta; Magnoliopsida; Cornales; Cornaceae
Exons: 13
Coding region: 1180-2646 (488 amino acids)
Source: RefSeq, a predicted model, not a curated record